Molecule: messenger RNA, 3681 nt
Organism: Harpegnathos saltator (Jerdon's jumping ant)
Lineage: Eukaryota; Metazoa; Arthropoda; Insecta; Hymenoptera; Formicidae
Product: calcium/calmodulin-dependent 3',5'-cyclic nucleotide phosphodiesterase 1
Exons: 14
Coding region: 1025-3094 (689 amino acids)
Biological process (GO): signal transduction
Molecular function (GO): 3',5'-cyclic-nucleotide phosphodiesterase activity
Source: RefSeq, a predicted model, not a curated record
UCCGCUGAUCUCCCGAACGGAGAGAUUCGCGUGCUAUCGUGCGCACGCAUAUCAGGUUUUCGCGGGAUUCGUCGUCGUCGUCGUGGCGUCGUCGUUCACCGCGUCCCGCUUGGCCGGUUCUCUCUCUCUCUCUCUCUCUCUCUCUGUCAGGACCGUCAGUAGCCCAGCGCCGCUCCGUCGAAGUACACCUACUUCACGACGGCGGCUCGUCGUAGUCGGGUCCAGGCCGUUCUUGUCCUCGGGACAGGAAGGCAUCACGCGUCCCGCAUCGGGGGCAGCCGGUUGGCAUUCGAUUUCCGCAAUUGCUCCGAUAUUCGGCUGGAGAAGCGAUCAGGACAAUUAUUAGCAAUUUUCCGCAUCUAAGUGUUAGAGACGAGAGAGCACACUGACACUGAGCAAGAAUAUCGCGAAAUCGCACGGAAGAGUGUGUCGAAAAAGAGAGAGAGAGAGAGAGAGAGAGAGAGAGAGAGAGAGAGAGAGAGAGAAUCCCACGCAAACGUCAAAUUCGUCCGCGUAAUCGCGAUCCGGUCAGCGCGCUCGCGCGCGCACGUGUCACGAUAAAUUGGACUCGACGCGGGGGAUUCGACUUUUUCGCGAAUUUACCGCGACAGAAAGCGAGUCUCUUCGCGCGACUAGCGUCGCGCUGUUUAAUUUGUGAUCUAUCGAACGGGACAGCCGCGACGGACGCGAGCGAAUCGGGAGUGCGCACUCACAUCGGCCCGGCAUUUUGCGGUGCCGAUGGUGCCAUUGAUUUCGGAUUUAAAUAGUUGGAGAGCGAACGAGGGGGGGAGCGGGCCGCACUCCGCGGCGAAUCGUCCUCAGGUAACGCGCGCGCUGGAUCUUUCUUACUAGUAGCGGCCUCCGCGACGGUGAUUAGUUCUCGCGACAGAUGCGCACACCUUUCGAGCAAUCGUUAAGGUCGACACACUCGCGUCCCAAGAUUGCUCGUAGUUGGAAAGUUUCAUGAUGCAGUGAUCCGGAGAGACGGUGGUGGUACACUGGUUCUCAUCUCUUCACGAAAGAAAUGGACAAGGACAGACAUGUACAAGUUGCAUCUCCGCCCGACAGACGGGUCACAAGGGACGAUAUCGGAGUGGCCCCGGCCGGUGCAACGGCGAACGCGAACGAAGCUACCGGCUGCAGCAGCGGCGCGGCGACUUCCAGGCCGCGCAAUCCCUCCUCACCCGGUCGGAACGGCCAACUCUCCAGUGUUUCAGAACAGGGCACUUUGACAAUAGUACGCCGAAGCUCGGGUAAAAGCAAAAGCAUCGCUGCUGGGAGUUUCGAAAGUUCCCCAUCGUCGCACAAUCCCGACGCGAGCUAUUUAUCGAGCCAAUCCGUCGAUCUCGAAGAGAUCCUCGAUAAUGUCGAUCUUACGACAGACUCGCUUCCUGCCGUUGACACCCCCGAUGCAUGCGACAAGGCUGCCCUCAGACUGAGGUGUUUAUUAAGGCAACUACAACAUGGGGAAAUAUCCGCUGAACUCCUCCAACGAAAUCUGCACUAUGCGGCACGCGUACUCGAGGCCGUUUUCAUAGACGAGACCAAGGUGAGUUCAGACGGGAAUGAGUGCGCUCGGUCAUCACGUAGGGGGGCGGGCCUGACGUCUUCAUCCCUAGGGGGAGGCUUGGACCCAGACGGACCACAGGGCCACGCGGUGGUAACCCAGAAACGGAAACUUCGCACCCCCGUGUGGGCAAGAGACGCCGAGCGUGUGGAAUCAGCCGCUACGUGUCGUCCGGGUGUACGACGUAGGCGACUGGCGGAUGAAGACGACGAGCUGUCGGAGGUUCAGCCGGACGCAGUGCCACCAGAAGUGCGUGAAUGGCUGGCUUCGACUUUUACGAGGCAGUUGGCCACUACUAGGCGGAAGGCCGAUGAGAAACCGAAAUUUCGCUCAGUCGCGCACGCUAUCCGCGCGGGCAUAUUUGUCGAUCGGAUCUACAGAAGGGUCACCAACACUGCCCUCAUGCAAUUCCCGCAAGAAGUCGUGAAAGUACUCAAGACUUUAGACGACUGGUCGUUCGAUGUGUUUUCCUUGAACGAGGCCGCGCUGGGCACGCCGGUGAAAUACCUAGGCUACGAUCUUCUCAAUCGAUACGGCAUGAUUCACAAGUUUAAAGUACCUCCUGCAGUUUUGGAAUGUUUUCUCGGAAGAGUCGAAGAGGGCUAUUGUAGGCAUCGUAACCCGUAUCACAACAACCUUCACGCUGCCGAUGUCGCGCAAACGAUGCAUCACAUCCUCUGUCAAACAGGCUUGAUGCAUUGGUUGACUGAUCUCGAGAUUUUCGCCACCCUCGUGGCAGCGAUUAUUCAUGAUUAUGAGCAUACUGGGACCACAAACAAUUUCCAUGUAAUGUCCGGUAGCGAAACAGCGCUUCUGUAUAACGACCGUGCCGUGUUGGAAAAUCACCACAUCUCGGCCAGCUUCCGGAUACUUCGCGAAGAUGACUGCAACAUAUUGCAGAAUUUGUCAAGAGAAGAAUUUCGAGAAUUUCGAUCGCUCGUGAUCGACAUGGUUCUCGCUACCGACAUGAGUUUUCACUUUCAACAGUUGAAGAACAUGAAGAAUCUAUUAAGUUUGGCGGAGCCGAGUGUAGAUAAAAGCAAAGCCGUUAGUUUGGUCCUCCAUUGUUGUGAUAUUUCCCAUCCCGCUAAAAGAUGGGAUCUCCAUCACAGAUGGACGAUGCAACUUCUGGAGGAGUUCUUUAGACAAGGCGACAAAGAGAGAGAACUCGGUUUGCCGUUUUCUCCUCUCUGCGAUCGCAAUAAUACAUUAGUGGCUGAAUCUCAAAUAGGAUUCAUAGAAUUCAUCGUCGAGCCUAGUAUGCAAGUGUGCAGUGACAUGUUGGAGACCGUUCUAGCGCCGCUAAACGUUAAGGAUACCGGCGAAGAGCCUAGUAAUAGUUCGGGAGAAGAAAGUAGAAGAUUCAAAAUUAACAAACCUUGGAUCUCGUGCCUCGCAGAUAACAAGAGAAUUUGGAAGGAACAAGCAGUUCGAGAUGCAGAAGCCAAAGCACAAAAGGAGCAAGAACAGAAAGGCAGCGGUAAUCGCGAAGACAGCGGGGGAGCACAGACACCGGCUGAGGAAUGAAAGCUACAGCGGGCGAUUGUGUUUUUCAAAAGUCUCUGUAAUUUUAAGCUACGGGGCAGUUCGUGAUCGCGAACAACGUCUGCGAGCUGGUUUAUGGAUUUUAUUACGCUUACGAAUGAGAGCCGAGUGUCAGUUCGGUAGUACAAAUAGACGUAUGUAUAUAUGUCGUACAUUAGACGAGCGGAAAUGACGAUUCAAUAUGUUGAGGAAUAGUUUACUUAGAUUGGCACAUCAAAUAGCUCGAGUCGCAUAUAUACUUGUCCUGUUAUUCCUGUAAAAUACUUCGUAGAUACUUUCUAUCUUGACCAAUUGUCUUUUUUCCACGCCUUACGCGUGAUUUGUAAGAUCCGUUCAAUCUCUUUAAUUAUUGUAGCAUUUCCCGAGAGGACUAUCAUCGACAUGUCGUAACUUGAAUCAAAAUCCUUGUUCUACGUUUUACGUUGAACCUGCAAAUUCCAUUGAACUUGGAGAGUUACACAGUGAAGAAUCUCAAAGUACAACACUACUGACUAUUAUCUUUUGAAGCUAGUAAAGUAAUUACACGUUGCUGUUUUGUUGAGACUUAAAAAAGAAUUUAUUUAUUUAAA